Boeremia exigua is the source of this 2641-nucleotide messenger RNA. Its product is annotated as heterokaryon incompatibility protein-domain-containing protein. The record is from RefSeq and is a predicted model, not a curated record. The transcript has 2 exons. NCBI's taxonomy places the organism in Eukaryota, Fungi, Ascomycota, Dothideomycetes, Pleosporales, Didymellaceae. The coding region runs from base 80 to 2443 and encodes 787 amino acids.
GUUAACGCUCUACAAACUCACCUGAUCUUUAUGCGUCACCUUUUCGUCUUGCGCCUUCGCCGUUCAAACUCGCGCCGACAUGAUUUGCGACGUUUGUUCGGGGGUCCUUAAGGAUUGCCGAAACCUGAUCGAAACCAGCCGGACAUGGUACACUAUGGAAGAAAGUAAUUUCUACAGAAAGUCAGUCAGCAGUGUCGGUGACGAUGCCGAUAAAGAAGACGAUGACUAUGAAGUUACCACCAACGACAAUGACACUGGCAACUAUGCGGCCACGAUAGAGGAGGAAGCCGUCCAGCAAGACAUUUUUGAUGCAAAGCAAACAUCUCAGGAUGCCGAGGACGCUUUUGAUAGCGAACACGCGAUCAGUUGUAUCGCUGAGACUGAAAACAGCACUUCCCUGAUGGGUGACACCACGAUAGGUGAUGGUCAAACAGACAUCGGAGAAGUCCCGGAUCGUCCAACUUCUACUGACAGUCAAUCGGCAUCCUCGAGUGACAACAGCAGUUUUACAGUCACAAACACAGGGGGGCGGCACGCCUUGUACGGUCACCAUGUUAGCCUCUCUGAUCUUCAAGCAGCAGCACGUACUGGAUGUCAAAUAUGUUGGCAGGUUGAACACUCAAUGUCUAUACAGCCAGCAAGCGCGUCGAAACAUAUGAGACCCGUUAAUUCAAGUCUACCUCAGUUCCAUACGCUUGCUGUUGUUAAUGGCAGUCCAGAGAUCUUAUUUCUCCACGUAUUUGACUCUGUUCCGCCUCUUCGAAGCAUUUGCACCUUCAGCCUCAAACCACAAAAUGGCGAAUGGGCCGCUGUUGCGGCAAGUCAAGUCAUAUCUAAGAACACUGCAUCGUGUGAGUCGCUGCGAGUUGCACAGCAAUGGAUACAUGAUUGUUCCAGUGGCCAUCUCUCGUGCAAAAUGGAGACGCGAGAUACCCAAUGGUAUCCCACUCGCCUCUUGGAUCUAGGCGAUCUAAACCAGGAGGACCUUAGCGAAGUGCGACUGAUUUCCACGGCAUCACACAGUCCAAAGGGACACUACACCACACUUAGCCACCGAUGGGGUGAUGCUGAAUUCUUACAGCUGAAACACCACAACUUGGAAAACCUUGCUCGCGGAAUUCAGAUCGACAAGCUUCCAAGAACGUUCCGCGAGGCUAUGACUUUUUCCAAGGGACUGCAGAUUCGAUACCUGUGGAUUGACUCACUCUGCAUCAUGCAAGACGAUGUCUCUGAUUGGGCAUUCGAAGCUAGUCAGAUGCAUUUGGUCUAUUCGAAUUCGCAUUGCAACCUCUCCGCGUCUGAUGCCCAGGAUAGUCUACAGGGCCUUUUCCGAGAUCGCGACCCUCGCGCAUUAUGUAGCACGGAAGUCGACGUAUGUUUGAUUGCGGAGUAUACGGCUGAGAAUACUCCACAGAAGUGCUUGCUCACGAACGAAUAUCUAUUCUACAUGUCUUUAGUAGAAUGUUCUUUAAACAAACGUGGAUGGGUCUUCCAGGAGAGGUUUCUGGCGCCACGUGUAUUACAUUUUUGCCGCGACCAACUGUUCUGGGAAUGUCGCCAUCACACUGCCUGUGAACAACAUCAGGCUGGACUAGACCGCAGUUUCUACAACAACUUCUUCGGUGUCUCCGUCAAGGUUAACAAUGCUUUCCUCGAAAAGGACAAGGCUUCGUGGUACCGCUUGUGGCAGCGGUUGAUUCAUACGUACUCUUAUACAUCUCUCACCUUUCCCGGUGAUAAGCUUGUUGCGAUAUCAGGAAUUGCCAAGAUGAUCAGAUCUCACGUGCUCGACGAGUACGUGGCUGGCAUGUGGCGCAAAGAUCUCAAUCGUCAACUCCUCUGGGAAGCCAGCGAGAAUGUAAGUCGCUCGCCUGUUUACCGCGCUCCGAGCUGGUCCUGGGCUUCGAUUGAUGGGAGAAUCUUCUAUGCUGAUGUACAUGUUCGCACUCCAUACAUCGAGGUCGUGGACAUUCAUAUUGAGUAUGCGACGGGUGACGAGACGGGACAAAUCAACGGUGGAUGGCUGGACUUGAAAGGGGCUCUGCGGCCAGUACUUCUGAAGCAGUCCAAGGUUUCUGAAACGUUGUUCCUGUCUAUUGAUGAUGACGAUGACAAGCGAUCCCCUAGAAACGGAGCACGGCUUGACGAUUCGUCGUUGGAUGUAGACGUCAUCUUGCGACAAAGUGCAGCUGCGCAGCAUUUUUGCAUUUUAGCUGCUCUGCCGUCGGACGAGCGGGACACGCCCGACUUUCUACACUACUACUGUUUCAUAUUACUGCGACUUGUUAACUUCGAGGAGGGACAUUAUGAGCGCAUAGGACUGGCUAAAUCCCCCUACGAAGACAACGUUCAGGCGCUAAUGCAGAGCUUGAAUGAAGAGGCAAAGAUGAGCCUGCCAUGUUUGCGGUAUGAGGAUGGCAACCAUACAAUUCGGGUCAUAUAGAAAACGUUAUCGACUCAGGCCAGUGAUCCUACUGCGCGCGUAGAAGUUUCCUUGGACGCCUGAAGUCUCAAUCUAAAAUCCCUAAGAUUGCUCAUAUACAAGCAAAGACCCUGAGGACGAGCGAGUAGCGCCUUCGAAGACUUAUGGAGGCAUGGAGAGGACAAAGGUCAAAGUCGCAGGCUCCGACCUCACAACAUU